This is a messenger RNA of Penicillium macrosclerotiorum, 1302 nucleotides long. RefSeq lists its product as uncharacterized. The transcript has a single exon. The record is from RefSeq and is a predicted model, not a curated record. The coding region runs from base 1 to 1302 and encodes 433 amino acids. Lineage: Eukaryota; Fungi; Ascomycota; Eurotiomycetes; Eurotiales; Aspergillaceae.
AUGUGCCCCUGGAAAGUAGCCCACAGGGAAGACAACAAGCCCCGUGUGCUUUCCCAGCCGGCAAGACGCCCCGACGACAAAGCUAGCCUUGUCGCUCACCAGGGCAGCCUGUCUCUGAAAGAUCCAGGCGAAUAUGUUCUCCCAAAAAUGAGGUACUUCGGUCUUCCUGAAGAGCCAGGUCACGUACCAGAGCUAAUCUUCACCUCAAAGCCAAAUCCUGCUCAACGGAACCCAAUCCACAAAAGACAGCUUCCCAAGGACUCGCAGCCCCGCGAUUGGAUCCCUGCAGCGGCUAACAAGUACUGGUGGAAGAAUCCGGAGUGGCCUCCAAGGCCGAGGUCGGCUUACGAUCCUCGCCAGGACGAGGAGCUUGCGCAUGUCGGAUUCCAGGGCGGGCAUAAAUCCUUCUUGCAAGGUGACUUGUCGUGGAAAAGCGAAAUACCACACAAUCCGGGUCAGAAAUCUUGGCUUCUAGAUGACAACGCCUGCGAGGCAGACCCAUCUGCGCCGUACUGGAAGACAGUGCAGUACCUCGCACAGUGCCCUGAACUGCUUUCGGCCCGAUUUCAUGACCGCUCUGUAGACGAAGUCAUUAAGCACAAGCUCAUGGGCCCUGAAAAUUGGUCAGUAUGGGAGCACGGCAUUCAGGAAGCGUUCACGCAGCGCGGGAUGUGGGCUCUUGUUGCGGACGAGCUUCUGCCCGUGCCUCCGAGCAGCAGGUUCUACUCGCGAUGGAGGAUCCUCAACGACCAGGCUUGGUCAAUUCUCCUCCGUAACUGUUCUCGGGAGAUACAGAACAUUAUCUGUGACUUGGACGAAGGGCCCGGUGCGUACUUGGACGAAGGGCCCGGUGCGUCCUUGGCGUGGAACACGCUCAGGACCUGGUGCUACCUGAAGCAGACGUACGGCUCGGUUGCGGUUAGAGCCGCAUACUCUGCGCGAGGGAUCAAGGAGCUGUUCAGCUUCAAGCAUGACCCGGCCCAGCCUGUGGAAGUCUUUGUCGAGAAGGUGAUGAAAUGGGUGCAGGCGAGCGAGUGCAUUCGGCAAGACCAUGCGGAUGAUGAGUGGACCACUUGCCAGUUCAUUCUAGGUAAGCUGGACUCGAGUUGGGACACGUGGGUUUCGAAGUUCAUGAAGAAGGUUGAAUGCGGAAAUCCAGGUGCGAUUGCUUCGAUCCAAAGCGUUGAGCUGUUGCGGCAGGAUCUCAAGUCUGAAUAUUCGCGCCGUGAGUCUCAACGUGUGAGAGGUCGCGCUAAGCAGGUGGGUUCUAAGAAGCUGUUUAAAUCCCUUUUCCGGACCUGA